AUGUACCUGUACUUUUCAGCUGCUGUAAAUUCUGCUAUGAUUUUGAAGUUGCCAGUAUGGAAGUCGUUCAGUUGCUACUGUAGAAGAAAAUCGUCCUUCAUCAGGAACGUCGAGUCGAUAAUUCCUCAACUUGAAGAAGUUUUAGGGUACAAAAAUGUUAACAUCUCAGAUGCAGUUCGGGAUCAGCAUUCGCACGAUGAAGGACAUCAUCCCGAGAAACGGCCAGACGUUGUAAUAUUCCCAAAAAAUGUGAUUGAAGUAAGUACGGCUGUAAAAAUAUGUAAUGAAGCUAAGAUACCGAUCAUACCAUUUGGAACUGGUACAGGUCUCGAAGGAGGCAUUAAUGCAAUUGUGGGUGGUGUUUCAAUGGACUUAAUGGAUAUGAGUGACAUUGUUUCUGUAAAUGUGGCAGAUUUCGAUUGCGUAGUGCAGCCAGGUGUUACUCAUAAAUCUCUUAAUGCACGAUUACGUGAUACUGGGCUAUGGUUUUCUGUUGAUCCUGGUGCUGAUGCUUCGAUAUGUGGUAUGGCAGCAACAUGUGCUAGUGGAACUAAUGCGGUUCGAUAUGGGACUAUGUUGCAUAACGUAAUCAAUCUUCAGGUUGUCCUAGCCAAUGGAGAUAUACUAUAUACGAAUGGUAAAGAUAGAAGAUACAGGAAAACUUCUGCCGGUUUUAAUUUAACUGAGUUAUUUGUUGGAUCAGAAGGUACUUUGGGAAUCAUAACCGAGGCUACUGUUCGAUUAAAUGCUCGGCCUUUAUAUUGUUGUGUUACCGUUUGUUCAUUUUCGACGGUUCGUGAAGCUGUUGACGCUGUUGUCGCUGUUCUUCAGUGCUGUAUACCCAUCGCAAAAAUCGGUGAGUCUGGUACUUUCUACUAA
This is a messenger RNA of Dracunculus medinensis (Guinea worm), 879 nucleotides long. The record is from the annotation of a GenBank genome assembly. Lineage: Eukaryota; Metazoa; Nematoda; Chromadorea; Rhabditida; Dracunculidae.